GAGACAAAAACAGAGAGGCACCCCGGUGGUGAGAGCAGAGAAGAGGGCGGCCCGUUAGCGAGAGUAAGGGAUCUGUCUGAGAAAGGUGGCCAGCUAUCGUCAACACAGCCCGAGAGUGAAGUCACCUGCAGCGGAUAGACAGGCGAGCAGUGACCGCCUCCCUACCCCGGAGCCAUGGUGAAGAUCAGUUUCCAGGCUGUCUCGGGACAGAAAGUGGAAAAAGAGAGCGAUGGCGACAAGACCGAGAUCCUCAUUCCUCAUCCGAUGGAUGAGGAGGAGCUGGUCCUGCCCCUGCGGCCCAAGAAGUCUCCUCUCAAUGGCCUGUGCUGCCUGACGUUUGGUCUGGUGGUCUUCAUGGCUGGUCUGGUUUUAGCCUCCAUCUUUGUCUACCGCUACUACUUCAUACCUCAUAUCCCAGAGGAGAACUUGUUCCACUGCAGGGUGCUGUAUGAAGACUCUGUGUAUGCUCCGCUGCGUGGCCGUCAGGAGCUGGAGGAGAAUGUCGGGAUCUACCUGGCCGACAACUACGAGAAGAUCACUGUGCCCGUGCCUCAUUUUGGAGGAAGUGACCCUGCUGAUAUAAUCCAUGAUUUCCACAGAGGACUGACUGCAUACCAUGACAUUGCUCUGGACAAGUGCUACGUUAUCGAGCUCAACACCACCAUUGUGAUGCCUCCGCGCAACCUCUGGGAGCUGCUUAUCAAUGUCAAGAAGGGUACAUACUUGCCUCAGACCUACAUCAUCCAUGAAGAGAUGGUGGUGACCGGCAAAGUGCACAACAUGCGUCAGCUGGGACCUUUCAUCUAUCGCCUGUGCAACGGGAAGGACACGUACCGCCUGAACCGCCGCGUCACCCGCAGGCGCAUCAACAAGCGUGACACGAAGGACUGCCACCACAUCCGCCACUUUGAGAAUACAUUUGUGGUGGAGACGGUUAUCUGCGAUGAAGCGUAAACGCGACUGUCAUCUGUGAGAUUCCCGCCCACCCAAAGGCACAUCACCAGUCAUGUCUCCAGCCACUGUAGCACCCUCCUGUGGAUCUGAUCAUGUCUGAGUUGCACUUUACUUGUUUUUGUUUUGUUUUUAAUUUUAUUUCAGUACCUCCCCUUUAUUCUGUUUCGAAUUAGGUAAUAUUUACCCUAAAGUGUGAUGCAAUACUAAGCUGCUGGUUAUGUCACAGGAUUUUCCAUGUAGCAAAGGCCUUAAGCCAAUAAUAAUGAUUUCAAGACAUGUCCUCUUCCUCUUUGGGGAUUUGUAUGAUGGUUACCGUUGCCGGGGGAGACGACUUUCUCCCCAUGUUGUUUUGUUCUGCUCCCCUUGAGGUUACGUUGUUUUCCUUAGUUAUCUACACAAAGCAUGAGGUAUUGCCUUCCUGAGCAAACAUGGAUUCUUUUUUUUUUUUUUUUUUUUUUCUCAUGUUCUGUGUAACGUAACUGUUGAUGACUAGUAGCUUGCUUGCAUCUUUAGCCUCUUGCUUGCCUGUUGCUUCCUCGCUUCUGCCUUCACCCUGUUAAAAAGCACUAUCACACAGUAGACUUUAGACAAGGCUGCAUCGGGCAUUACACUUACUAUUUUUCUUCUUUGGGAAUAAUAUUCCGCCACUGAAACACAUGGACCGAUAUUUCUUUUUGACCUCUAAUUUGUCACACUUUUUUUUUUUUUUUUUUUUUUCCCCUCGUCCUCACUACUUUUCUGAAUCGUUUUAGACUAACCUUUGUUUUCCCUUGCAUGUGUUUAUGUAUAAGAGAAACAGCACUCUUAGAAUGUUUUGUAAAACCACGUUUAAAGCCUUAGUCCAGAGUCAGAGACUGGACUAAAGUCAAAACAAGUGAAAGGGAGCAUAUUAUAUGUUAGAUGAACAAAACCAACUGUGAUCUGUAUAUUUUGUCUGCCAAUGAAAUCUGUCUGUGAAUAAAGUAGUAAAAAAAA
Messenger RNA from Oreochromis aureus, 1929 nucleotides. RefSeq names its product integral membrane protein 2Ca (gene itm2ca). Lineage: Eukaryota; Metazoa; Chordata; Actinopteri; Cichliformes; Cichlidae. Gene Ontology annotation, biological process: negative regulation of amyloid precursor protein biosynthetic process. The transcript is spliced from 6 exons. The record is from RefSeq and is a predicted model, not a curated record. Gene Ontology annotation, molecular function: amyloid-beta binding. Gene Ontology annotation, cellular component: plasma membrane; Golgi apparatus; extracellular exosome. The coding region runs from base 175 to 954 and encodes 259 amino acids.